CGCAAAGCGCAGUGUUAGAUUACCACCUCGACGUUGUAGACGCAAUACAACGAGCAUAUCGAGUAGUUGAUUUAGCCAAGGAAAAAAAAAGACAUCUACCAUUCGUUUAUAUCAUUUAUUUCGAUUAUAGAUUCUAUCGUUAAUUAGUUAUCGCAUAAUCAAAAGUUCAUCGAUCAUGGAGACCAUUUUGCCGAACAAGUUGUCACCUACCGCUCGAAUUGGAGAUACUAACAUCGAGCAGAAGGGAAAAACAAAUUUUGUUAAAGAUACUAAGAAAAUGACGAGAUAUACGUUGGCGGAUUCCGCCGAUUCCGUGAUCAACGCCGCUAUGGAUUAUCACAUUGAAAUUAUAACGAGGGACGACAAGCACAGGGUAUUGAAAUUUCUCAGGAGAUUUUUCUUCCGAGAUGAACCUCUUAAUCAAAAUAUCGCUCUUAUACCGGAAGGAGAAAAUAGCACGUGUCUCGAAUUGGAAGACUAUUGUAGUAAAUCUUCCCUUGAAAACAAUCUAAGUUUAAUGGCUGUAUCAUCAACCGGUGCCAUCAUUGGCGUUUUAUUAAAUGGAAAAUUAGAGCCAUGCGAGGAAGACGAACCAGAUUAUAUAGAAAACUGUGAAAAUCUUAAAUUCAGAAAGAUAUUAAGGUUUUUGCAUUAUAUGGAUAAGAGAGUGAAUGUUGGGAAAUUUCAAGAUCAAAAUAUAUUAGAAAUAAGAAUAAUCUCUGUUGAUACUAAUUGGAGAGGCAAAGGUAUUGCCAAAGCACUUAUUGAAAAAACAAUAGAGAUCGCUAAGGAACACAAUUUUCAAGCAAUACGUGUUGAUUGUACAUCCAUGUUCUCUGGAAAAUUAUGCGAACGACUUGGUUUUGAAAUAAUAUAUCAAGUGAAAUAUUCUGAUUACGUUGACGAAAAUGGUAAACCUAUUUUUACACCUGCUCCUCCACAUAUGGCUGCUAACUCAUAUAUCAAAAGAUUAUAAAAUAAUCGUUUGCAAUCAAAGAUUAUGAAAAGAAUAAUUAAUGUAAUAUUAAGUAAGAGAAAAAAGAAAGCAACA
Molecule: messenger RNA, 1051 nt
Organism: Vespa mandarinia (Asian giant hornet)
Lineage: Eukaryota; Metazoa; Arthropoda; Insecta; Hymenoptera; Vespidae
Product: arylalkylamine N-acetyltransferase 1
Molecular function (GO): N-acetyltransferase activity
Source: RefSeq, a predicted model, not a curated record